CUCCCUUCCCUCACGGCGAGCUACCUUCUUCCCGCCGUGUGAGGCUCGCCCGGCCUCUGGAGCGCCUGCGCAGUAGGCGCUCCUCUUCCCCGGCUUUCCCUCACUCGGAGGAAGGAAAGAAGGAGGGACGGAGAAGGGGAAGGGGGAGGGGGAGGGGGAGGGGGAGGAUGGAGGAGGUGCCCGGCGGGGGCUGCUCCCGCUCUCGGCCGCUGGGCUGGAGAAGGUGCCAGCGGGCCGCGGGCCUCUGAGGCGUGGAAAGCGGGGGAGCUGGAAAGAGGGAGGCUCGCACACCUGAGGAGGAGGAAGCGGCGGCGCAGCUACCUGGCGAGUGAUUGGCACAGUUUCUUACGCUUCAUCCUCCCUCUGCUGCGGGACGGUCCUACCAGUUUGGGUCUGAUUCCCUCCACCUCUUUCCUAACAUCUGUUGGCUAUAAACACAGAAGGUUUAACAAGUGGGAUAACCAAACUCUCAUCUGCAAAAAUAACGGCCUUUCGGCAAAACAACCAGUUUUUGCUGGUAGUUAUUUUUCUCAAGAUGGAGGUGGAACCGGAAGCCUUCAGCCCGGCUGAAGAAGACACAAGCUCAGAAUCCACCUGCUACCAAUGCUCCACAUGCCGUGGCGAUGAGGAGUGGAGCUGUGCCAGCUCCAUGCGGGGGCGAGCCAAGACACGCAGCUUGUCUGCUUCUCCAGCCUUGGGCAGCACCAGAGAAUUCAGGAGGACGCGCUCCUUGCAUGGACCAUGCCCAGUGACCACGUUUGGACCAAAAGCCUGCAUGCUGCAGAACCCCAAAACUAUCAUGCACAUUCAGGACCCAGCAAGCCAGCGGUUGACAUGGAACAAACCUCCAAAGAGUGUCCUUGUUAUAAAAAAAAUCCGGGAUGCCAGUCUCCUGCAGCCCUUCAAAGACCUCUGCAUGUAUCUCACAGAGGUAAACAGUAUGAUUGUGUACGUGGAAAAGAAAGUCCUGGAAGACCCAGCCAUCAUAAACGAUGAUAGUUUUGGACCAGUGAAGAAGAAAUUUUGCACUUUCAGUGAAGACUAUGACGACAUCUCCAAUCAGAUAGACUUUAUCAUCUGCCUGGGGGGAGAUGGGACCUUGCUUUAUGCCUCUUCACUCUUCCCGGGCAGCGUGCCUCCCGUCAUGGCUUUCCACUUGGGGUCGCUGGGAUUUCUUACCCCGUUCAAUUUUGAGAACUUUCAGUCCCAAGUGACUCAGGUUAUAGAAGGCAAUGCAGCGCUUGUUCUCCGAAGCAGGCUUAAAGUGAAAGUUGUCAAGGAGCACAGAGAAAAGAAAGCGAUGAUUCAAAAUGGGAUUGAAGGAAAUGGGCUGAUAUCUCCGAGCCUAGAGAAAGAUGUCUUCAAGCAAGCCAUUCAAUAUCAGGUCCUGAAUGAAGUUGUAGUGGACCGGGGCCCUUCGUCGUACCUCUCCAACGUGGAUGUCUUCCUAGAUGGGCAUCUUAUAACCACGGUGCAAGGAGAUGGUGUCAUUGUCUCCACACCCACGGGCAGCACGGCGUACGCAGCUGCGGCGGGCGCUUCGAUGAUCCAUCCAAACGUCCCUGCAAUCAUGAUCACCCCCAUUUGCCCGCACUCGCUCUCCUUCCGGCCCAUCGUAGUUCCUGCUGGAGUGGAACUGAAGAUCAUGCUGUCUCCCGACGCCAGGAACACAGCAUGGGUUUCAUUUGACGGGCGGAAGAGACAGGAAAUCUGCCAUGGGGACAGUAUCAGCAUUACUACCUCUUGUUACCCUCUCCCUUCGAUCUGUUUCCAAGACCCCGUAAGUGACUGGUUUGAAAGCCUGGCCGAAUGUUUGCACUGGAACGUCCGGAAGAAGCAGAACAAUUUCGCCAUUGACGGGGAAGAAGAGUUUUGAGCGCUAGCUUGAGCGGAGUCCCGUGGGACGAGAGAAGGAGCAAGGGGCAGAAUUCCUUGUGUACAAAAUGUAUUUUUAAGCCUGUAGGUAUGGGGAGUAGACCAAUAUAAUAUAUAUAUAAUUUUUUUUAAAAGACAGCAAUGUACCUCAUAUCAGUCUGUUCUGUUGAUGACCAGAUCCCAUGUUGUUUUUCUGUCAGUCUGUUGGGAGGGCUCAAGAUGAGAGUCACGAGCGGGGGUGCUUUUUGGGCCUGGCAAAGAGAAGUGUUUACGGUUGUUCGUACCUGUGCAAUGUGUUUUCUGCACAACCUGUUUUCUAGCGAAAUGUUUUUGCAGAAGCCUUAUUAAAAUGAAUGAUGUUUCCUCGGA
This is a messenger RNA of Rhineura floridana, 2244 nucleotides long. It is a transcript of the gene NADK, whose product is annotated as NAD kinase. Gene Ontology annotation, biological process: NADP+ biosynthetic process; NAD+ metabolic process. The transcript is spliced from 13 exons. The coding region runs from base 536 to 1876 and encodes 446 amino acids. NCBI's taxonomy places the organism in Eukaryota, Metazoa, Chordata, Lepidosauria, Squamata, Rhineuridae. Gene Ontology annotation, molecular function: NAD+ kinase activity. The record is from RefSeq and is a predicted model, not a curated record.